GAGUGUGUGUCUGCCCUCAUACCCUCCAGUGCCCUUAACGCCAAGGACAUGUAUGGCCGCACACCCCUCCACUUGGCUGCUGAGCGGGGCAGUGCUGAGUGUGUGUCUGCCCUCAUACCCUCCAGUGCCCUUAACGCCAAGGACAAGGAUGGCCGCACACCCCUCCACUUGGCUGUUAUGCAGGGCAGUGCUGAGCGUGUGUCUGCCCUCAUACCCUCCAGUGCCCUUAACGCCAAAGACAAGGAUGGCCGCACACCCCUCCACUUGGCUGCUGAGCGGGACAGUGCUGAGUGUGUGUCUGCCCUCAUACCCUCCAGUGACUUUAACGACAAAGACAAGGAUGGCCGCACACCCCUCCACUUGGCUGUUAUGCAGGGCAGUGCUGAGCGUGUGUCUGCCCUCAUACCCUCCAGUGACCUUAACGCCAAAGACAAGGAUGGCCGCACACCCCUCCACUUGGCUGCUGAGCGGGACAGUGCUGAGUGUGUGUCUGCCCUCAUACCCUCCAGUGACUUUAACGACAAAGACAAGGAUGGCCGCACACCCCUCCACUUGGCUGUUAAGCGGGGCAGUGCUGAGUGUGUGUCUGUCCUCAAAGCCUUCAGUGACCUUAACGCCAAGGACAGGUAUGGCCGCACACCCCUCCACUUGGCUGUGGAGAGAGGGCAUCUGAAGGUGGUCCAGCGGCUGACGGAGAAGGACGUGACGGCCCUACCCAUCAGGGACAAGAGAGGAAGAACCCCUCUGGACGUGGCCACGAUGCGCGGCAACACUGAGGUGGAGGAAUGGCUGGGGAAGAGGAGCGGCGCGGUGCACCUGGACGCCGCCCGCUGCCUGCACCUCAUG
Eriocheir sinensis (Chinese mitten crab) is the source of this 846-nucleotide messenger RNA. RefSeq names its product serine/threonine-protein phosphatase 6 regulatory ankyrin repeat subunit A-like. Lineage: Eukaryota; Metazoa; Arthropoda; Malacostraca; Decapoda; Varunidae. The transcript has a single exon. The record is from RefSeq and is a predicted model, not a curated record. Gene Ontology annotation, molecular function: protein binding. The annotation marks the transcript as partial.